Astyanax mexicanus (Mexican tetra) is the source of this 1892-nucleotide messenger RNA. It is a transcript of the gene svopl, whose product is annotated as SVOP-like. Gene Ontology annotation, biological process: transmembrane transport. The record is from RefSeq and is a predicted model, not a curated record. Bases 258 to 1817 code for a protein of 519 amino acids. The transcript is spliced from 16 exons. Gene Ontology annotation, cellular component: membrane. NCBI's taxonomy places the organism in Eukaryota, Metazoa, Chordata, Actinopteri, Characiformes, Acestrorhamphidae. Gene Ontology annotation, molecular function: transmembrane transporter activity.
ACAAAGAGCUACAGUAACCGGAUCCUGCUGAAAAACUCCAUGUCUGGCCCUUUAAACCCAAGCCCAGCCUCCACCUGCAGCUCAGUGACGCGGCUCACCUGUUGGCAGGUACACCGUACUCUGUUUUGAAAGGAAUGGGUGAAGGAAGAUGAAUCUAAACCGGGAUUUUUGGACACAUCUAAAGACAGCCUGGUCUUGUUUUACAGCUGAUUGAAGAAGGUCUUUGUGUGUAUGAGGAGAAGGUGAGAGAGAGAGAGAUGACAGAAGGAGGCAGAAGCUCUAUGAAGACUCAGCUGGUGAAUGCCAUCCAGCUGCAGGAGGUGGAGUUGGAGGAGGAGGAGGAGGUGCAGCAGCCCCAGCAGCAGCAGGAGCAGCAGCAGCAGGAGAGCUGGAGAAAUGCAUCACCCAGCAAAGCCACAGGUGGACAAAAUCAGAAAUGCUACAGUGUGGAGGAGGCGGUGGAAAGCAUCGGCUUCGGACGCUUUCACGUUCUGCUGUUCAUUAUUAUGGGCAGCGCUAAUAUUGUAGAGGCGAUGGAGAUCAUGUUGUUGGCUGUGGUUUCUCCUGAGAUUCGGUGUGAGUGGCGUCUGGAGGAUUGGCAGGUGGCCCUGGUCUCCACGAUGGUGUUUCUUGGCUUUAUGAUAUGUGGGGUGCUGUGUGGAUACGUAGCAGACAAAUACGGCCGCUGGAAGGUGGUGUUUGGAGGCUUUGUGUGGGCAGCGUAUUUCUCUCUGCUCACGUCAUUCGCGCCAUCCUACGGUUGGUUUAUUUUCCUGCGCAGCAUGGUGGGCUGUGGAGUAGCAGCCACAUCACAAGGGUUUGUGCUGAAGACUGAGUUCAUUCCUGCCAAACACAGAGCGUUCCUGCUGCCGCUCGCCUCAAUCUUCUGGAUGGUGGGAUCGUUACUCAUCAUCAUUCUUGGAAUGACCGUGGUGCCCACUCUGGGCUGGCGGUGGAUGAUCCGGUUCUCCAUCAUCCCAAGCCUCAUACUGAUUGGACUGUUCCAGUUUAUCCCUGAAUCAGUGAGGUUCCAGGUCUCAGCGGGGAAUGUAGAAGGUGCUGUUGCCACAUUGAAAUGGAUCGCUAAGAUGAAUGGAGCCAGUUUGCCAGAGGGGGAGCUACGGGAACCUAUAGUGGAAGAGAGAGGAAAUGCGUUGACCCUAAUCAGUCCAACCUUCAGGAGAACCUCUCUGCUGCUGUGGUAUUCAUGGUUUGUGGCCUCCUUCACUUAUUACGGCUCAGUUCUGAGCAGUUCAGAGCUGCUGGAGAAGAACCUGCUGUGUGUGGUGGAUGCUGAUGCAGAGCACGGCAUCAAACACAACCAGGAGGAGGCGCUGUGCUACUGCAUCCCCUUCAACAUGGCCGACUACCAGACCCUUCUCAUCAGCUGUCUGGGAGAGGUGGCACUAAUUCCUCUGAACAUCGGCUUGUUGAAUGUGGUGGGCCGGAAGUUAAGCAUGAUCAUUCUGCUGCUUCUCUCUGCAGUUUUCUUCAUGCUGGUUAAUGUCUGUACUACUAUGUUUGGUUUCACGGUGCUGCUCUUUCUGCUCCGCUCGCUGGUCUCAAUGAAUUUUAAUGUGGUUUAUAUUUACACUGCAGAGGUCUACCCUACCUCAGUACGCUCUUUAGGAAUGGGCUUCUGCACGUCGUUCAGUCGUAUCGGGGGGAUGAUCGCACCAUUUAUAGCCCAGGUUUUAAUGUCCAAGUCUGUGCUGCUAGCCCUGUCUCCAUUCUCUCUGGCAUGCUGUCUCUGUGCUGUCGGAACUGCCCUUUUACCCAUUGAGACCAGAGGACGAGCUUUAUUGCAAAAUGAAUGAUGCAGACCUGCGGAAGAAGAUUAAACGACUUUUUCACUUUGUUAAUUUCAUUAAACCUAGACUUGUUUUACAAAA